AGAGUAACGCAGGAAGGGUGUCAGGGUCCCGCCCCUUCCCUGGCCAAUCAGAAUAGCCAUCGGAGGCCCCGCCCCCGGCCGGCGCGGCGCUGAGCGGGGCUGGACUGGGCUGAACCCGGUGCUGCGCGGGGCGGCAGCUGCGGCUGAUGGGCCCGGGUCAGUCGCCGCCUUCUAGGGACGGCCGGAAUCCAGCAGCGGAAACGGAGACCUCACGCUGCUGCAGCGCGGCCCAGCAGCACCAGACUAGGCAGAGUCGCCCAGGAUGGUGGAGACCGAAGACCUCACGCAGCUCCGGCUGUACAACCUGGCCCUCCUGAGGCGGCUGCGGGCUGGGCAGGCUGCCAUCCAGCGGUCAGUGGCCCGGGCAGCCUCCCAGUCAAGCAUGGACUCAAGAAGCAACAGCAGUGAGGACUCAGAGACACCAUGGUCCUCGGAAACGUCCCUAGCCUCCUCGAGCACCUCCUGCGCUCAGGACGAGCAGUGCGUGUGGGAGCCCCCAGACACCCACCCCGGUGACCCCUUUAAUACAGCCUGGCUCGGCCCGGUCCACUCCAGGGUGUCCUCUCUGCCUCCUGCCAAGUGCCAAUUCCCCGAGGCCCCAGAGCUGCUGAGGCCUUGCUCGCCACCCUUGCUGGACACCAGUGACCCGCAGGAGCCAUCUGCCGAUCAGGGUGAACCGGGGCCGCAGGAGGCCCAGGCUCCAAAGUCCGUCCUGGCCCAGCAGAGCAGGAUGUGCAAGCCCACAGUGACCUUUAAGGAGUCCACAGUGCCCGAGAGCAGCUGGCGCCUCCGGCCGUACCUGGGCUACGACUGGAUCGCAGGGACCCUGGACAGCAGCUCGCCCAUCAGCAGCAAGCCCGAGGCCUUCUUCUCUGAGCUGCAGGAGUUCCGAGAGGCCCACCGCGCGGAGUGCAUCCACAAUCCCCACGAGCCCCGCCUCCGAGGCCCACAAGAGGGCGAGGACGUGGAGAAGGAUCACAAGUGUGUGUAUUCCUAUCGUGUCAACCGGCGCCUGUUUCUGGAGCCCUCAGACCCCGGCAUCCCCUGCCGCUUGUGUGGGACCCCGAGGGACCAGCAGGGGCCCGAGACCCUGGCAGAACCUGCACAGGUCCAGGUGAGUCUCCCGCUGUCCGUCCUGGAUCCCCCGCACCAGUACUGUGUCCAACGGCGCAAGAGCUUCGACACCUCCGACACGCUGGCCCUGCCCCGGCACUGUCUGCUGGGCUGGGACAUCGUCCCUCCAAAGCCCGAGAAGAGCUCAGCCCCCAGGAGCCUUGACCUCUGGUCCUCCAUCUCUGAGGCCCAGAGCCAGAAGCUGUCGGAUGCCAGCCUUUCCCGCCUGGCCUUACCAGGGCAGGCCCCGAGCUCCUCAUCGAUGUGGUCAGAGCCGCAGGUUCCACGGGCCCCACAGUAAAGCCCUGAGGACUGAGCACCGGGAUCGCAGUACCGCUGCCCACCUGGGGGUCCCGGGAGUGGGUACUUGGCGGGGGAAGGCUUUUGUGAUGUUUGUAAUAAAGUUUAGCUUCCA
This is a messenger RNA of Cavia porcellus (domestic guinea pig), 1528 nucleotides long. RefSeq names its product migration and invasion inhibitory protein (gene Miip). The coding region runs from base 263 to 1414 and encodes 383 amino acids. The record is from RefSeq and is a predicted model, not a curated record. Lineage: Eukaryota; Metazoa; Chordata; Mammalia; Rodentia; Caviidae. Gene Ontology annotation, biological process: negative regulation of G2/M transition of mitotic cell cycle; negative regulation of cell migration. The transcript is spliced from 11 exons.